UCUAACCCCACCGACUGUGACAUUCGGCAACAUCAACAACACAUGUAGCCUGUUUAAAAACAGAUAUGCACUGGUCUUUUUAGACCGGAGACGGUCUUUUUAGUGCGCCAAGAGGAGCUGAUGCAUUUGAGAAAACCUCAUUAGUUGUUCAGGGUGUAUAAAACCUCCUGUUUAAGUUUGUAAAUAACAUUUUCACCGACGUUUUGAAGCAAAAUGGAUCUUACUACCAAACAUGGGCUGCUGCUGCUCGACCAGCUGAGGAAGAUGAGGGAGGCUGAGCAUCUGACAGAUGUGGUGCUGGUUGCUGAGGGCGUCAGCUUUCCCUGUCACAGAGUUGUCCUAUCCGCCUUCAGCCCAUACUUCCGUGUUAUGUUCACCUGUGGCCUGCGUGAGUGCAACAACAGAGAGAUAUUCCUGCGUGACACUCCUGCAGACAGCCUGGCCCUCCUCUUGAACUACAUGUACUGCUCAGCUCUUCCUCUCACUAAUGGCAACGUGCAAGGCAUCUCCAUAGCAGCUUUUCUUCUGCAGAUGGAUGAUGUCUUCACUCGCUGUCAGCUGCACAUGAUGGAGAACAUGGAUGCUUCCAAUUGCCUCGGUGUAUAUUACUUUGCCCGUGAUCUCGGUGCAGAGGAACUGGCUGACCAAGCUCAGCGCUUCCUGAGGCAGCACUUUGUCCAAGUGUGCCAGAAUGAGGAGGUCUUGGAGUUGGAGGCCCAUCAGCUUGGAAAGCUUCUGUCAUCUGACGAUCUGAAUGUGUCUCGGGAAGAAACCAUUCUGGAUGUGGUCCUUCGGUGGGUCAAACACAGCACCCUGGUGGAUGGAGAGGUACGUGUUCGACAUCUCCCAGAGCUCCUGCGGAAGGUCCGUCUGCCACUGAUAAACUCCGACUACUUAAGAGAAGCAAUAAAGAGAAACACAGCCCUGCUGGCUGAUGCUGAGUGUCUGGAGAUUAUGAACGAAGGACUGGAGGCCACAGCUUUGCAUCCCGCGGCUGCACCACGCAAACUAAAGCUGCGCUAUGGCAUGGAGACCACCGAUCUGCUGCUCUGCAUUGGCAAUGACAGUGGCGGUAUCAGGUCAAGGUAUGGCAGCUAUGCCGAGCGCAGCUUUUGCUUUGCCCCGUCCACAGGGCGAAUUUAUUACAUCACCUCACCUCGCUACGGAGAGGCUCUGGGGUAUGUGUGUGCUGGGGUUGUGACUGAAAGAAAUGACAUCAUUGUAGCAGGAGAGGCAAGUGCUCGCAGAAUGGCCCGACAGAAAGACAUCAGUGUUGAAAUCUGCAGGUACAAAGUGGAGGCCCAGGGAAGCUGGGAGCACCUGACAUCAGCAGAGUACCGUGAUUCAUAUGCUCUGGCGUCACUGGGAGACACUCUAUACCUGCUGGGUGGCCAGAUGAAGCUGAAGAACCAGUUUCUCAUCACAAACUGUGUGGAACGAUGGUCUCUGCAGGGUGGACCCUGGCGGAGUGCAGCACCCCUUCCUAUGCCUUUGGCCUGUCACAGCGUGGUCAGAAUGAAAGAUCGCCUUUAUGUGGUGGGUGGUCGAACCCCACAGUCAUACCGGAUGGAUGAGGAGCCCGACUGUCUUAGUAACCGCCUCUUGGAAUAUGAUCCAAACACAAACAAAUGGACAGAGCUUUGUCCCAUGAAAUACUCAAAGUACCGCUGCAGUGCUGUGGUACUCAAUGGGGAAAUUUAUGUGAUGGGUGGUAUUGGCUGUGAGGGUGUGGACCGUGGACAAUCCCGUCACUGUCUCAAUGCUGUGGAGAUUUACAACCCAGAUGGAGAUUAUUGGAGGGAUGGACCUCCUCUGCCGUGUUCCCAGCUUUCACUGCGUACCAACGCCCCCAAUGCUGGUGUCGUGGGAGGAAAGAUUUAUGUUUGUGGAUAUUACAAAGGAGCAGAUCGCCAUGAUGACAUAACAAAGGACAUUCUGGAGCUAGACCCGUGGGAGAACCGGUGGACUGCGGUGGCUCGGCGUGCUUUAAUGCAUGACAACUAUGACGUCUGCUUAGUGGCAAAUCUCAACCCAAGGGGACUCGUAUCCCCACCUGCAGACUUAGUAAAGCUGUGACAGCGCUCUCAGUCAGAUCAAAGUCUGCGAAGGAGAAUUAGUGAAGGAAAUUAAUCAUUGAUGCACUUAUUGCACAGCUUAUGGCAAUGACUUUUUUCAAGCAAGAAAGCUCUUAGUACUCUGCAUGAAAGAGAUGUCUAUGGUUAAUUGCUUGGUUGCACACCGGGAAGUAGGAAAGCAAUUUGUAAAUACAAUAUAUUUGUUGCUUCUUAAUAUGUUGUGUAACAGCUGCAAAGCGGAUUAUCCCAAACCUGCAGCUGUGUAGUAUAUCUGGAGUGUUAUUAGCAGCUCCAGGAAAGGAUUUUCUUUGAGGGUUAUAAUGAUUAUAAUAGUGGACUUCACGCUUUGAUAAAAAAAAAAAAAUAUAUAGCAAAAUUCUGGCACUUGGCCUGUUUUUGACAGGAAAAAGAUUCAAGACAACCAUGCUGAAGUUUGAAGCCACUUAAAAAAGUUAUUGUUUUUGAAAGUAAGCACAUUCAUAUUUAUUGAACAUGUUCUUUUGUGUGCGGUGUAAAUGGCAAGUAAGGAAAAAUUGAACAGUUCACCAUAAAUUGCAUAUAUUAAUUCUAAUGGCUAAAAUAAAUGUAGGUGUACAGAGGAGUGAUUAUUUAGUAACCACCACCCCUGUGUUCUAACAGCCCAGUGCAAGUUUAACAUGUUUAAAGAUGCACUGUAUAAAGCUGCAAUAAACUUGGUCAUUUGUGUGUCUGGACAGACGAGGUCAAUAUUUCUUCUUUAUUUAGAAACUUGGAUGAUUCUUGCUCUAAAAAAUGAUUAUUAAAUGCAUAAAAUUGAAAAGAAAGAAAACCAUGCUAAAACACAAUCUUACAGAUGUUUGUGCCAGUUUAUGAAAUGUCAAGAAUCUCUUUCUCAGACUGGGGGUCUCUGAUGCACUUUCCACCUGUGUGCUGUGUAAUGGGGCUUCCUGGCUGCUUCCUGCUCUGGUUCUGGUUUUUAUAUAUAUAAUAAAAAAAAGAAAUGAUAAGAUCAACAAUUUUAAUUUAAUUUUUGU
Messenger RNA from Oreochromis aureus, 3088 nucleotides. RefSeq names its product kelch repeat and BTB (POZ) domain containing 12 (gene kbtbd12). NCBI's taxonomy places the organism in Eukaryota, Metazoa, Chordata, Actinopteri, Cichliformes, Cichlidae. The record is from RefSeq and is a predicted model, not a curated record. The transcript is spliced from 6 exons. Bases 214 to 2076 code for a protein of 620 amino acids. Gene Ontology annotation, molecular function: protein binding.